Alternaria burnsii is the source of this 1848-nucleotide messenger RNA. RefSeq lists its product as uncharacterized. Gene Ontology annotation, cellular component: membrane. The transcript has 2 exons. The record is from RefSeq and is a predicted model, not a curated record. Lineage: Eukaryota; Fungi; Ascomycota; Dothideomycetes; Pleosporales; Pleosporaceae. Gene Ontology annotation, molecular function: calcium ion binding; calcium channel activity. Gene Ontology annotation, biological process: calcium ion transmembrane transport; intracellular calcium ion homeostasis. The coding region runs from base 1 to 1848 and encodes 615 amino acids.
AUGGAUACAACGAUAGAUCCUUUCUAUCAACACAGCGUCCUCGAGUCGCAAAGCGGAGUCGGCAAAGCGGAAGUCAUGAUCAACGAGCUACCGAAGUCGAACGUUGAUGGGGAUAAGAGUGAAGUGGUGAGAAGAAUUGAUAUCAGAGAUACGAAAGAGUCAAGAGACUUGCGUUGGUCGACAUGGUGGUUGAUAGGUGCUGUGCUCAUCGUGAUACCUUGGGUGGCAAUCGCUGCGUCCGCACCAAAAACAGCGAUGGGAGGCAUUCGGACGACCGGCUUUCUCAUCUGGAUCGAGAUUCUGUGGACUUCGGUGUGGAUUCUCUCGUUUUUCCACUUUUAUAUUGGCAGAGGCUGGUUUUGGCUGUGCCAAUUCGACGCGAGCCUGAUGCCGUGGGACACGUUCCUUACCAACAUCAUGCGGACAAAUGUGUGGUUCGCGAUGUCUCUUGUGGCAUGGGGAAGUUCUUCCGUUAUGUGUCGCGUUAGCGGCAGCACCUGCAACGAAAAUUGGCUUAUGGUUCUGAGAAAAGUGCUCCUUGCCAGUAUACCUGCGACUGCUACAUUCUGCGCAGAGGAUAUCCUCAUGGAAGUCAUUAUUACCUUCCAAGCAGCGAGGAUGGGCAGGGAAAGACAUCUCGAAACAAUGGUGCGACGAAGGAAUGCUAUUUUUUUGAUAGCCGCAAUCUAUCUUAGAGUCAAGGAGAAGGAGGGUACUUCGCAGGAACCGCCGGUCAAUUCUGCACCUGCAGGGAGUCAAGGCUCUCGGUGUCGAUCUUUCGCUUCACGUCUGCCCUCAAGGACGGGCAAGUUCCUCGGGACUCUCUUCCUUCGCGAUCCACCAGACCUGAAAGACGUGCGAGAACAAGGCAAGCGAUAUGUCCAAGGUAAAGGCAGUGACAAAGAGUUCGAUCUUGACGGAAAGCCUUUCCCAGAUAUAUUCGUCGAGCACUACCUUCACGGAGAAAGUAUGAGUUUCACCGAGGCGUUUCUGCAGGAGAAAAUCAACGAAGAGGCCGGCAAAACGAUCAACAACGCGCUAGACUUCACAGCGGCGGAAAUUAUGAAGAUGAUGGAUAAAGACGACAGUGGCGAGAUCACGACAGAUGAAGUCGCAGAUUUUCUCAAGGAGCUGGUGAUGGCCAUGCGCGACAUCGCAAAGAGUGUAAACGGAAUGAAACGUGCAGCAAGAAGUGCGAACGCUGUCGUAAGCUUCCUGUUGCUCUUUGUCGUCGCUAUCAUAUACGCCGCAUUCUUUGUCAAGAACUUAACAUCGUACCUGACGCCAAUUUGGACAACCGUCACCGGGCUCUCUUUCGCACUGAGCGGCACCGUUACCGAGUUUAUAGCAGCAUGCCAAUUCGUUUUUUCCAAGCAGCCCUACGACGUCGGCGACCGCGUUAUCAUCGAAGAAAAGGAGCUCAUCGUCGAAAAAGUGUGCCUGCUCUACACCGUCUUCCAUCGCUGUUCUGAUUGCGCUGUGGAACAAAUCGCGCACAAGAAGAUCUGCGACGCGUGGAUUACCAACCUGACACGCUCCAAGGGCCUGUUUAUCAAGGAGGUCGCGUCCAUCGCGGACAAGACGGAUAAGUUCACGUCGGCCCAGCUGGAGGCGCACGAAAAGGGCCUCGUGGCGUUCAUCAACGAGGAAACGGUUCGCAGGAGGUAUCUCGACGUUGGUGGUGUUAAGGUGUCGUUACACGCUGAGCAGCGGCAGCUGGUCGCCGAUAUCAAACUCAACGAAUUGAUGGUGAGACAUGAGAAAGUACUCUCGCGGAUGAGAGGCCAGAUCAGAGAUUGGUUGGAAAGGUUGGUUCGCGAAGGAGGUGGGACUUCAUCCAGCUCGUAA